AUGAACUCUCAAACAGUGCAGCAACAGCAGCAGCAAUACGAAAACUUGGAUCACAAUUUAAAUGACCAAAUGAAACAAGGAAAUCAAAAAAUACCCCAUUAUCAGAUAGAAACUUAUCAACAACAACAAGACUCUCAGGCUUUUGUGCCAACACCUUCAACUCCAAAUAUCAAUAACAACCCCACUUUAACUUCUGUAACUGAAUCACAACCAUCACCGCAAAGACCUAGUAUGUCACAACCAGUAACACCUCAACCAUCCAGUUCCCCAAGAAAUCACAUUGAAGAAUUCCAAUCAAAUCACGAUGAUAUUGAAAAUAGUAAUAAUAGUAACAGUGCCUACACUUCCUCACCCCCGGAAUCUCAAAGAUAUAACGCCUUAGUUACACCAGGAACAUCCCGUUACUCAGCAGGCGUUCCUAGCGACCAAAGUAAUGUUUUCAUCAAUGAAACAUGCCCUUCCUUCAGUUCUACAAGCUAUAAUCAAAAUAUCUAUGCUUUAGAUAGACAUACCAUAAUCGGUGUUCAACUAUAUACAAAAAUUGACCGUGGAUUUUUUUUAGCUGAUAAUGACUGGACUUGCUACCGUAGAAACUAUUUUCAAGUAAGCGGUUCAUUCUCGUUAGACGGCAUUGGGAUGCUCUAUGACGGACAAGAUUUACCCUGUUUGGCAAAAGACGACCAACAUGGACAGUUGGAAGAAAUUCAAUACUUUAUGCUUGGUGUUAGGGCCAAAUUAUCCGAUUGUGAUAAACCUGUUCCGCUUAUUCAACAUACACCAAAACGCGAUAAGGGUCCGCAAACCACUCCCAUGCCACGGCUUAUCCGUCCCGGUGGCAAUUUAGGCUUCAGUGCUGUCGGUUCAAGUCAAUCUAUCGUUACUUUCGAACGUCUCCAAUUUAAAACUGCUACCGCCAACAAUGGUAAAAGACGAGCAGCCCAACAAUAUUACGUUAUUACUAUUGAACUUCUAGCCAAGCUUCGUAAUGAGAAUAUUAUUACAGUGGCCUCUGCCCAAUCAGCACCCUUAGUUGUUCGUGGUAGAAGUCCUGGUCAUUAUGCCGAAACGGACUCCACAGGAGGUCGCGUGAGUGCUCCUCGAAGACAAUCACGAGCACAUCAUUUUGUCAGUAGCGCUAGUCUCGGGGGACCCAUUUCUAAUUCUAUACACUACAACCAUCCGAUAGCUGCUAAUCCUUAUCAACGCAAUACCAACCCAAUGAACAAUACCAACAAUGAUACCAAUACCACAGCUACUACCAACACUACACAUAACACGGCUUACGGUACUCAAAGCGCUCACCCGCACAUGUUUCCAUCCAGCGAAUAUAUGCCCUAUGAAUACCCACCUUACAAUGCAGCCGGUCCUUCUCAUUACGGACAUAAUUAUCCACCCACCGUACUACCGUCUAUGACACAUUCCAGUCCUUACCCUUUGAACUCUACCGCCUCUAUACAACAAGGUCAUUACUAUUCUGGUGACGCUGGUCUUCAUGAGCGCGUGCAGUCGAAUACUUCCUCCGAAGCCACUUAUUCUACGCCUCACAACGGUCAACCAUCUGGCACACCCGGUGAAUACCACCCAUCCAUGAAAGACAAUCAGCUAUCAGACCCAUACUAUUGGCAAAGACAGCAAGCUCAGCAAGUUCAGCCUCGUCAUUAUCAACACCACGGCCGAAUGAGAAUGACAUCUAAUCAAAGUACCACUACUACCACAACAAAUUCAAUGGACCACCAACAGCAUUCUCAGCAAGAUUCACCAUACCUUCAUCAUCAACCUCCUCAACAGCCAGCCCACUACUAUCCUCAGCCACACUCUUCUCAUUCACAAGGUCAUUAUCAUCCUGGCUAUACUCACCAAACGGGAAUGGCCCAAAGCUCUGCAUCUAUGCCUGAUCAUUAUACAACUGGUUAUCCGUAUGAAUGGCGUCCACCUCAGCAACAAUCCACACAUCAUCAAUAUAAGAUGCCUAUGUAUACCUAUGGUAAUACCGAAGAUAGUCGACGUUUUGAAUAUAACAGUAGUGAGCGUUCAACUACCACAGCAUCAUUUACGAACGCCAUUCCUCAUCAUGAAGCUACCACCUCUACUACCACAACAACAGUGUCUUCGCCACACGAUACAAAUAACAAUAGAAAUAUCUCCUCUCCUACAUUGUUAGUAAAAGAGACUACAGCUGUAAAUUGA
Mycotypha africana is the source of this 2187-nucleotide messenger RNA. RefSeq lists its product as uncharacterized. The record is from RefSeq and is a predicted model, not a curated record. Gene Ontology annotation, cellular component: nuclear chromosome. Gene Ontology annotation, biological process: meiotic cell cycle; positive regulation of transcription by RNA polymerase II. The transcript is spliced from 5 exons. Gene Ontology annotation, molecular function: DNA binding; DNA-binding transcription factor activity. Lineage: Eukaryota; Fungi; Mucoromycota; Mucoromycetes; Mucorales; Mycotyphaceae. The coding region runs from base 1 to 2187 and encodes 728 amino acids.